Messenger RNA from Aspergillus nomiae NRRL 13137, 1674 nucleotides. RefSeq lists its product as uncharacterized. Gene Ontology annotation, molecular function: chromatin binding; RNA polymerase II complex binding. Gene Ontology annotation, cellular component: Cdc73/Paf1 complex. Lineage: Eukaryota; Fungi; Ascomycota; Eurotiomycetes; Eurotiales; Aspergillaceae. The transcript is spliced from 4 exons. Bases 1 to 1674 code for a protein of 557 amino acids. Gene Ontology annotation, biological process: transcription elongation by RNA polymerase II. The record is from RefSeq and is a predicted model, not a curated record.
AUGGAUCCUCCAACCCCAAAGCUUACUCCUCUUGAAACUAAAGAUCGCGGCUCGACUGAUCGCAUAGUUUCAGAUACCGAAAUUCCUGAUAUUACUCUUUCUUCUCCAUCCUACUAUACAGUGGUUUCCCCACCUUUGAUUGAGACACAAGCUCAAGAGACGGCCGAUACUGGUAGCUCGAAUAUGUCGAAGAGCAAGGAUGGCAGCUCCUCCGGGGGUUUUCAUCAGGAGUAUAUCGCGUCCUUGCGUUAUCGGAAUGACCUUCCUCCUCCUGAUAUGCCCCCGAAGUUCCUUGAUAUUCCACACGACGGACUAGAGCGUUUCCUAACGCCAGGGUUUGCCUCUAACUUGGCACGUCGUGAAGAACCAAACAUUGAUGUAGACGCUGAGGGCGGUAUGCCCAUUGACCUGGUGGGCAUCCCGGGCUUGCACUUGGGCGAUGAAAGUGCGAUCAUGGCACCCGAGAAUCCGGACCCAAUUGACCCGGCCGACCUUCCACUUUUGAUGACUUUAGACCAGCUGAAGAACCCAGCACCGCGGAAUGCGAACGUUAGUUUUCUUCGUCGCACACAGUACAUUUCGGCUGGUCUUCGAGCACCGGAUGGUCCUAAAGUCACACCUAUGCGAUCGAAAUCCCGUCCAGCUGAAAAAGCUAAAUCCCAGGACGACCCGGCUUACAUCAAGAAAUACAUACAAAAGGGAUUCGAUAUUGCAUACCCCGAAAGCAAGCACGUUGGGGAAGACACGCCCAGCCAAAUCAAAGGGCACACGCCCACUAAACUUGAAGUUGAUGCAUGGGCCAGUCCUGUGCAUCCGGACAACCCUAAGUUGAAACCUGUCGGCUUUUACCCUCUCCUGCCCGACCUCCAAGGAUUCCCAGACCCUGGCGGUUUCGUCCAAUUCAAGUUUGACAAAGCACCUGUUCAAGAUGCCUCUGGAAAGCGUGAUAGGCGCAUGGACACCGGUAUCUUGCUUCCCUCCGCGCCAGAGGAGCGCGUAUGUGAGGAGCAUGCGACGAAAGUGGCUCUGCACAAGACGAACCCCAAGCUGUACCCUGAUCCUGGCCCAAUUCCCUGGGAUUAUGAUCUCUUCCUCCCUGAGAAGAAGGAUUCUAUCAAGAAAGUUCUCGCAAGCUUACAAAUAUAUAACCCCAACCGUGACAAUGAGGAGCUUUACACCCACGAAGGUUCUGAUAACUCGAAGUUCCACCGUUUCGAUCGCAUGCGCACUUUUGCCACAAGCGCCCAGACGCUUGGUGGUGAUAACAAGCAGAAAGAUAUUGCGGUGACACUUUUCAAUCCGUCAGAAGCGAAGGAAGAUUAUAUGUCUUCGAAGCAGAAGGCUGCAUACUAUUACCCCAUUCUCGGGAAGACCCGCCUGAAGCCCGAGAGAGCCCGCACUAUUGCACAGGCAGGCCUUGCUCCUACCCGCCCUAAGACGAAGGAAGACCAGGUUGACCAAAUACAAGUUGUUGUUCGCGAUCCGGAUGAGGCGGAAGUGUACAAGCGCUCUUUGCAUAGGGCAGCCAUUGACCCGAAGUUCGCAAAGACGAUGCCCCCUCCACCAGAGGGUGCGAACGAUGAGCACGAGUCACCUGAAGAGGGUGACAAGGAGGCUAUCUCCGGAGAUCGUGAGAUGAGUGUUGAAGAGGCGGAUAGGAUGAGUGACGAUUAA